GGCAGUGAUGGCGGCAGCAACGGCGGCGACGGCAGCAUGAAUGCCCGUGCCGCUGGCAGCGGAGACGGUCAGGCGAUGGCUUCCGCCACCGCCAAGGCCCCCGCCGCUCUCAUCUCAUGCGCCGGACCCUCGGCCGGUCGAGUGGAAAAAACACGCGCUAUGACAGGCGGCGUGCACGAGCAUAUGCGGGCGUGGGAGCCCGAGGAGGACUUAACGAUCCUGCGACUGCUCGGUGAGUGUGCCCAAAGUGGUCUCGGCCCAAAUUGGUCUCGCAUCGCGGUCUCGCUACCAGGCCGGACCGUCUCGUCCGUGCGCAACCGCUGGCAGCGGAUCGAGAAGGGGCGCAAGCUGCGCGAGGCUGGGCAUGCGUUCAAGAAUCGGUGCCAGCGCUGCGGCGCCCCGAAGCGAGGGCACGUCUGCCUUGCAAAGCUUGACCAGCGAGCAAGCGCCGACGCGGUGGCGGCGGCGGGCCUCGGCCAGCCAACGCCCCCGCCGCCUUCUCAGCAUCGCUCGCCCGCGCCCGCGCCUACGCCCGCGCCCGCGCCCCCUCCCUCUGCGUUCAAGGCCUUUAUCUGCCACCGUGAGUGAGUCAAGUACGUCCUCUGAGAUGGAGGUAGAGAACAGCAGCAUGGAGUAGUGCGGAGUCGCAUGGUACCUUUUGGGUAAUCCGAUAAAAAAAGAACAGCUCUGUACGGCUC
This is a messenger RNA of Emiliania huxleyi CCMP1516, 698 nucleotides long. RefSeq lists its product as hypothetical. NCBI's taxonomy places the organism in Eukaryota, Haptophyta, Isochrysidales, Noelaerhabdaceae. The transcript is spliced from 3 exons. The record is from RefSeq and is a predicted model, not a curated record. The coding region runs from base 37 to 588 and encodes 183 amino acids.